Apodemus sylvaticus (European woodmouse) is the source of this 1477-nucleotide messenger RNA. Its product is annotated as leukocyte immunoglobulin-like receptor subfamily B member 4A. Gene Ontology annotation, biological process: cytokine-mediated signaling pathway. Gene Ontology annotation, molecular function: inhibitory MHC class I receptor activity. NCBI's taxonomy places the organism in Eukaryota, Metazoa, Chordata, Mammalia, Rodentia, Muridae. The record is from RefSeq and is a predicted model, not a curated record. Bases 16 to 1155 code for a protein of 379 amino acids. The transcript has 9 exons.
GGACCUGCCCAUAAGAUGACAUCCACAUAUUGCCUGAUGUUACAGAAAAUUUGCCAGACUGGCCCAGGACAACAGCUACGGACACUACUUGGACUCACCAUGAUGGUCAUGCUCACAGGGCUGUUAUACCUUGGUUUUAUUGUGGAACACGGAAUGGCAGGACAGGCAGGACACCUCCCAAAGCCCAUCAUCUGGGCUGAGCCAGGCUCCAUGAUUGCUUUCUAUACACCUGUGAUUAUCUGGUGUGAGGGUUCCUGGGAGGCCCAGGAGUAUCAUCUGUAUAAAGAGGAAAAUGGAUAUCCUUGGGACACUCAAAUCCCUCUGGAAACCAGGAAUAAGGCCAAGUUUAACAUUCAACAAAUGACAACCGACUAUGCAGGCAUCUAUACGUGUUAUUAUAGGACCUCUGUUGCACGUUCAGAGCACAGUAAUGCCCUGGAGCUGGUGGUGACAGGAGCGCAUGAAAAGCCCAGCCUGUCAGUCUGGCCCAGCACUAAUGUGACUUCUGGAGUUUCCAUAGCCUUUACCUGUAGUUCAUGCAUAGGAUUUGGCAGAUUCAUUCUGAUCCAGGAAGGAAAACACCAACUCUCAUGGACCCUGGACUCACAGCUUCAGGCCUAUCCGCCAUCCCAUGCUACUUUUGUUCAGGAUGCUGUUACUCCCAACCACAAUGGAACAUUCAGAUGCUAUGGCUUUUUUAGGAAUGCACCACAUGUGUGGUCAAAAUCAAGUGACCCCCUUGACCUCAUGGUCUCAGCAGAAACAAAGGACCCGUCCCCUACGCCCACUGAAGAUGGAACGUCUGGGCUCACACCUUCAGUUACUUCCUGUGCUUCCCGUGGGUGUGACAUCCCAGAACUGGAAACACACUGGAAGGUUUUGACUGGAGUCCUGGCAGUGUUCCUCUUCCUGCUUUUCUUCCUCCUGCUCUGUCUCAUCCUCAUCCGACACCAACGUUGGUACAAAAAGAAGGGAGAGGACGCGGCUGGAGCCGAGGGAAAUGGAAUCAGGACCCUACCCGAUGAGGACAUGCAGGGGAUCGUGUAUGCCCAGGUGAAACCCUCCAGGCUUCGGAAGGACACAACAUCCAAAGAGACCCAGGCUGUCAUCUACGCCCAGCUGUACAGCCGGACACAGGAAGAGAACCACAGCUGAGACCAGCAGGCAGCCAUUCUGGGAAGAAGGCCCACACCCCACAACCCACAAAUGAGAAUGAGGGAUUUUCUGUGAAGGCAUUUGUUCCCAGUGGACUCGGUUUGACAGAUGUCAGCCAUCAUGAUUCCCUCAGGUGUCAUCAGAAGCUUCUCAGAAUUAUGGGAAUGUGUUUAUUAUCUUUUCAGAGGCAACAAAUGUCCACACGUUUUUUAAAUAAAGCCAAACCCUUCUCAAUAAAUGCCACACCAGCUCCAGUGGAGUCUGUGUGACAUGGCAGAAGUCAUGUUGUCAAGCCAGAGCUGUGUGUGUUCCUCAGAACUUA